CGGUAGCAGGCGCCGGCGUCUCCUGACCCGGCCCGCCAUGGCGCUGGUGCUUUGGGUGGCCGUGCAGCUUGGCGCCGGCUCUGCGGCGUACGUGGUGUCCGUGGAUGCCCGGCGAGCCGAGCGGCCCCUGCCGCACUUCUGGAGGAGCACUGGCUUCUGCCCUCCUUUACCUCACAGCCGUGCUGAUCUAUUUGACCUGAGCAAAGACCAAGAGAUCAACCUUGCCUACAUUUCUUCUGUUCCACAUGGUGGCAUUGAACAAGUUCGAAUUCAUUGGUUAUUGGAAUUAGUUGCUCUCAGAGUGAUGAAUGGAAAACUUCACUACAAUUUUACUGCUUUGGAUAACCUUAUGGAUCGCCUGUGGGAAUAUAAGCUAAUUCCAGGAUUUGAAUUGAUGGGGAAUCCAUCGGGAUAUUUUUUAGAUUUUGAAGAUAAAGAACAAGUAAUAAGAUGGAGAAACUUAAUUACGCUUCUGGCCAGAAGAUACAUAGAUAGGUAUGGAUUGGAGCAUGUUGCUAAAUGGAAUUUUGAAACAUGGAAUGAACCAGACCAUCGUGACUUUGACAAUGUGUCUAUGACAGUGAAAGGGUUCCUCAACUAUUAUGAUGCUUGCUCAGAAGGAUUAAGAGCAGCCAGUCCUCUACUAAAAUUUGGAGGGCCUGGGGAUUCUUUCCACCCCUUACCCAAGUCACCCAUAUGCUGGAGUCUUCUGUGGCAUUGCUACAAUGGAACUAACUUCUUCACAGGGGAGACUGGUGUAAGGCUGGACUACAUCUCUCUCCAUAAGAAGGGAGGUGGGAGUUCUCUCUACAUCUUGCAACAAGAAGUGGAAGCAGUUGAACAAAUUCAGAAAUUGUUUCCAAAUUUUGCUUCUGUUGCCAUAUACAAUGAUGAAGCAGAUCCAAUGGUUGGAUGGUCCAUUCCGCAACUGUGGCGAGCUGAUGUGACCUAUGCAGCUAUGGUUGUAAAGGUAAUCAUCCAGCAUCAAAAUCUGCUCUUUUCCAAAGCCAACAACACCAUCAACUACACGCUGCUGAGUAAUGAUAAUGCCUUCUUGAGCUACUACCCCCAUUACUUCACACAGCGGACUCUGACAGCACGCUUUCAGAUGAACAAUACUGCACCACCUCAUGUCCAGAUGGUGCGGAAACCAGUGCUGACUGUCAUGGGCUUGCUGGCACUGCUAGGAGAAAAACAGGUUCUUGCAGAAGUGAAGAACAGUGAAGGGGAAAGCACUGAAAACAGCACAAUUGGCGUCCUGGCAUCUGUGCACACCCCAAAUGAGAUGCAACCCUCGGACAGUUGGCAAGCUACUGUACUGAUGUAUUCAAGUGAGGAUAACAGGACUUCAUCCAACAUCAGCACUGUCACAGUGAAUGCCAUCCACUUUCCCAAACUUAGAGACCUGGUGUAUGUGACGUAUUACCUCGAUAACAACCAAACCAAUCCCUACCUGAAGUGGAAAAAGUUAGGAAGCCCUGACUUUCCUUUCCCAGAACAGUUCCAGGAAAUAAGAGAUGCUGAGGAUCCCGUGGUAACAGGCCCAUUCCCAUUUCCUGAAGGUGGCAUCCUGACACUGAAGCAAGACUUUCCCAUUCCAUCAGUCUUUGUUAUCCAUAUUUGUGCAAGACCCAGAUCUAUUCCUGAUCAGGUGACUGGUGUCCGUUUGAUCCCUCUCACAAAGGGGCAGGUCAUUGUGUUUUGGGAUGAUGGCUGUGUAAAUUCAAAAUGUAUAAAGACAUUUGAAGUGGAGUUCUCACCAGAUGGGAAAGCAUACAAGCGGAUUAAUGCCAAAGACACAAUUUUCACUCUCUGGGUCUACAGUCCAGGAAGCUCAGUCUCCGGCUUUUACAGAGUACGUGCCAUUGACUACUGGGGGAAGGGUGGCCUGUCUUCUCUUCCUGUGGAGUACAUCGAAGCUUUCAAGUGACUCCAAAGAGGAGUGCCUGGCUUGGUGUCUAGGUGGUAUAUGCUCCCUGCAAACACCCACUGCCCAGAAAGAUAAACUCCUCCCAGGCUGAGGAGGGAGUACCAAGAACCAGAUGAAGCAAGUUAGGAAUGCAAAUUAGAAGCAACUACCACUAUUAACUCUUCAGUGCUCAAAAGACAGUGUUAUCAAGCAACCGCAACUGACAAUCCAGCUGGUACAACUGUAUGAGGCUGCUAUAUGGCUGGGAUUCAGCUUGAUAACUAUGAAUUAUGGGAAUAAAUACUUAUUAUUCCCUAUUUCACACUAGUAGCCACUCACUCCAGCAGGAGCAGGACCAUCACUUUGCUGUGUGAGUGAGAAUGGCAGCAAAAGCACAAGAAGGAUCUGUCUGAGAGUGAAAUGCCUGCCUCAGCUGGCAGGUUGUCUUGAUGUAGCAGUUUGAUGGAGAAGUGCACAGCAGCCAGGCACGUCCAGAACAUGGAGUGAAGCGUCCCUGUGUCCCUGCCUGUUAGUCAUACCUGCUCCAGUGGUUUAUUUCAGAGUAUUUGCCAUGUCUUCAGAUGUAUGAGACUCUUCAUCCUCCCACAGAGGGCUUUCCACUGAACUCUCUCUGCAUUUGCAGCUGUUAUUUGGAUGCCAGGGCUGUUCCCUCACACCGGCAGAGGAAGGAGCAGCAGCUCAUCCUCAAAGGGGAAAAAGGCACAGAAAACUCUAGCCUCCAGAUUUGCCUGUCUUUUCUGCUUUCUCCUUUUGCUCAAUCUGCCUGUUUGCUCUGUGGCUGCCAGCUGCUACCUCUUUGUGGUGGAGGCUUUAACCCUGAAAGCCUCUCUUUCUCUCUAUUGCUGUCACCUAACAUGGCCUUCUGCAGUCUUUACAGCUAAUGUCUCUCCUGAGCAUGCAUCUCCUCUCAAACUGAGUGACCUGAGGCUUAACUUUGGGUGGUCAGGAGAAAGCUGAAAUGCUAGUCAGAGCUUUUGUGUUUCCAUAUUACAGGAGAGCACACUCUUGAAUGGAGCAGGGCUGCUACUGACAGCCUGUACGAAAUGAAACAAGAAAAUUGGAGCAUGUGUGCUUUGCAAAGCAUGUGCGCAAGCAUGUGAUAGCCCCACAUCAUGAGCUACAGAACACCUCUGGCUGUCCUUGCAGCUGCCAAACACUUUAUGUAACAGCAAAGUUCCCUGAAGUCGCAAGGGUGUUUUUUUACUCUCUCCUUUCCACAACUGGCACAGUUUGAGCUGUACCUUUAAAAUGCUUGUAGAGGGAAGGAUGAUGCCAGUGAAAACAGCCCCAGUGUUUUCCAUAAGAGGAGCAACUUUGUUGCACAAACAAAUCCCCUGCUGCUCUCUUUGCUGACAUCAGCCACCUCACCAACAUAACAAGGACUGUAUAUUUGGUGAAACAUUCAGGUCUCACACAAAAAAAAUAGCUUUGCGCAGUAGGAGACAGCAGAACUAGCUCAAAUGGCCUCACACACACAGUGCAGAAAAGAAACAUAUACAAAAAGUCAGUAUAUAUGAGAUAAGGCUUUAUAUCCCCUUAUUUCUGGUUACUUGUUCGUGUGCUUACCCUGAAAGUUAGCCUGGAAUGAUUCAUUUUGUCACAGAAUUCAGAUGAAAUAUUUCCUGCCUCACUGAAGUUUGAAUAAGGAGCACUUGUAACAUCCUAAUCUGCCAAUUCAUUGCCCGUAAAGGCUUGUGCACAACAGAAAAGGGCCAUUGGAACCUGCUUAAUGGACAACUUUCUUAACUCUGAAAAAGUUAGUGACAAGUUCUAUUUGGACAGAGAUUGUAAAAAUUUAUUUCAAAGUUGUAAUAACUGCCCCUAAGUGAAGAAUCAGAAUAUGCAGUUAAAUAAAAUCCAGCAGUCAAGACAUGCUUGUUUUGUCAGUAUGAAGUGAAACCACAAAAUAAAAAAUACUUUUAGAAAUACUUAAGUAUAGAUCCUUGAGAGAUUUUAGUCCAUCUGAAGGAGGGGAAGAUACAUCUUGAGAGGACAAUUUACCUUGUUAGGAUGUCCUGUUUGAGUAGCCUUCUGCUUUAAAAUUUUCCCACACUGACAAUCAGAAUACAGCAGUCUUUAUCAAAUCAAUGGCUAUGCACUGGUAACAGGCGUUUGAAAUGAAAAGAAAAAAGCGUAACUGUUAUGAAGGGUGUUGAUUUUGCUGUGCAGGGAUAUAGUGGAAAAUGUAUAGGUGUGUAAAUCACAAAAAAUAGAUCACUGCCCUGCUUAUUUAGAAGACAAACUUAAAUUAUACCUCUCUGAGGUGAGGUUUGUAGUGGCAUAUAUGACACAAAUGAUGCAAAUCUGAUAAGUCCUGGUGGAAUAUUUGGCUUUUGCAAAGGUGCAGAACAGACAGUGGUGAUUGACUUCUCUUUCACUGUGUUGAAUGAAGUCUAUCCCUAUGGUAAGUAAUUUCCUUUGGGGCAAGUUAUCAUCUCUUAGAAGAUUUUUACUGCGGGGAGUUCUGUUGACCCAUGAUUUGUGCUUCUUAGCAGAGACAACCAUGAGGCUUGCGGCUGCCUUUUUAAAGUGGUUUGUAAUUUUUUUGGUUUGUCAAAAAGCAGUGUAAGAGUUCUGGUUUCCCUAAAGUUUCAAGGUGAAAUUUCCUACAAUAUUGUAUUGGCUGUUCAAGCCACAAAAAGUCAGAAUUUGUAUUUGCAUGAGCAGAACUUAGCAUGUUGUAGGUGCAAAUAAAAGCCAGUUUCUUAAGGUCAAGUCCAACCACUUUGAAAAUGUGUCACUAGGUCCCUCAUUUAGGGCUUUUGCAUUAAACAUCCUCCAGAGUGUGGAAGGCACUCUGUUUUUUCAGGUGGCAGUGGUAAAUACACCUGGAAAGCGCAACUGACCAGAAGUGGUGCCCUGCCUGUUCAGAAACCAGUUUUGGAUAUUCAGCAAGAAUUUUUUUCUUUGCUGCUUUGAUAUAAGUUCAUUUCUUUCAUCAGUGAGCAAGUCCGAACAAUUGCAGCAGAGAAUUUGGUAUUUCCAGGCUUGAAUUUAUUUCCGACAAAGUAUAGAAGUUUUAGGCUGCCCUUGUCUGUUUUAUAAUUUUAUGUCACAGAUAACUGGUAUUUUAUAUUUGAAAUGUGAGUUUUCUGUAACCAUCUGUUGCUGAUUCUGUCCGAUGGGGCUUCCAGAACUGUGUGUUUAACUCUACCGUCUGCAUUACUGGGCAGGGAUCAGCCCUUCCUCACAGUUUUAGUUUUCCGAAGUGCUAGCAGGUGCUUAGUAGUUCUGUAGCAUCAAAAUCCAAGCAAGACUGCAGAACGCUCAGUAAUAUCUCUUCCUGGCCAUAAAUCCAAGUAGGAAAGUGUAACUGCAACUCCAAGGUGAGAUUAUUUGCCAGCUCUUCAAGCAAAAGCUUCCAGGUCUAAGUAACAGUUUCUCAAGUAUUUGUUAAAAUGAAUGCUAGAGAAAAAACUUUCAAAAAGAGUGUUUUAUAAUGGUGUAUAUACUGCAUUUGUUGCCAUCUUUUGUGCUACUCAAUAAAACCAGGUUUUAAUCUUUCA
Messenger RNA from Pezoporus occidentalis (night parrot), 5436 nucleotides. It is a transcript of the gene IDUA, whose product is annotated as alpha-L-iduronidase. Gene Ontology annotation, biological process: carbohydrate metabolic process. Gene Ontology annotation, molecular function: L-iduronidase activity. NCBI's taxonomy places the organism in Eukaryota, Metazoa, Chordata, Aves, Psittaciformes, Psittacidae. The transcript is spliced from 14 exons. The coding region runs from base 38 to 1930 and encodes 630 amino acids. The record is from RefSeq and is a predicted model, not a curated record.